GGGCGGGGUAAUCUAUAGCGUAGUCUUGUGGUGAUGAUAAUGGGUAUCUGCAGUUUCAAGACGCGAGUCGCUCAGUUUGACCACUCACAUCAGCUUUCCGUACUCCAUCACGCACCCAACUGAGCAGGUUGGCUUGCGGCGACCUUGAAGCUUUCGGCAGCGGUAGCGCGCGAAGCCACGCUUGACUAGAUGCACAUGUGAUGCCCGGCUUUGACAAUUGAUCGAUCAUCUUACACACAUCCACAAAGCUUCAUACUCAUCCCCCUCAAAGGGCUAUACGAACGACCAUACUUUGCCCUCCACAAAGCAACAUGUCCACAGAUGCGGAGUCGGCACGCCGGACAGCAGAGGCUCGCGCGGCUGUGGUAGCCUCGCUCGCAGCCGUUGGAGGAUCUGUCGACAACGAGAUGCGUACUCGAGCGGCAGAUUUGCACAAGAACUGCGAGGCAAUUGCAAAGCAGGAGAAAGACUUGGCCAAGGCGACGAACGCGUUGGCAAAGGAGAGUGCGCAGUGGCAGAAAUUGGCGGACACAAGCACGAAGAAACUCAAUGAAAUCGGAGACAUUCAGAACUGGGCCGAGAUGCUGGAAAGGGAUCUGCUGGUGCUAGAGGAAACGCUGCGCUUGGUUGAUGGAGAGAAUGUACCUGACUCUGCGAGCGGUACAACGGGAUAGAGCAAGUCGUGAUGAUGCCUUCGUAUGCGAUAGACGAAGCUGGAGGACGGGCGUUUUUGAACACUCCACUGGUGGGGUAAGAGAUGUAGAGUAGCUGUGACUGUGCACCUAAGCACAAGAGCUAGUACGGUGAGAGAAAGAAUCGAAUCUGGAGACUUGAGGUUGGUAGCAC
This is a messenger RNA of Paraphaeosphaeria sporulosa, 846 nucleotides long. RefSeq lists its product as uncharacterized. Gene Ontology annotation, biological process: endosomal transport. The transcript has a single exon. NCBI's taxonomy places the organism in Eukaryota, Fungi, Ascomycota, Dothideomycetes, Pleosporales, Didymosphaeriaceae. Gene Ontology annotation, cellular component: BLOC-1 complex. The record is from RefSeq and is a predicted model, not a curated record. Bases 312 to 674 code for a protein of 120 amino acids.